UGAAUAAAAUAGUGAUAUAAAUUUGAAAAUUUUAAAUUUUGAAGCUCUGAAUUACGACUGAAGUUAAAAGACAAUUAGCAAUUUUCGGAUUUUUUUUUUUAACUCGUCAAUUAAAAAAUAAAAACUCAAAAUAUGCACAUGAAGAAAAUUAAAAAAACUGUAGGUGCAAUUUUUUAAAUAUUUUUUUUUUCAUAAUUUGUUGUUUUUAAAAAAAUCUUUAAAUUUUAAGACGUCGGCCAACUUCAUUUUCAUUUCGAAUUCGAUAAAUUUUUACUCAGUGAUAAAAAUUACGCGCAUGAUUAUGGUGAGGCUCAAAUUCAUGAAAUAUUUGAAUUUUUUUUUGUAUUGAUAAAUAAAUGCAUACAUAUGUUAAUAAAUGUAAUGAAAAAUGUGGCGUUUGGAAGCAAGUGAAGUGAAGUAAAGCAAAGUAAAGACAUGAAAAAGCCAAGACACUCUUUAAAGUCGUUUUACGCGGCGCGCAACCAAGCGCAACUCUACUCGGUGAGUUUAAAGACAGCUCACAACCGCCUCAUGAUGUCUUGCGUGGCCAUGCGUCGUUCACUACGUUUCUUACCACCAUCGUGGUAUCACCAACUCUACCCGUCUCUAUCUUCAUCAUUAUUAUUAUCACCAUUUUUCCAUUACCAUCAUUACCAAUUACCGCUAUCACUACCACCAUUACCACUAUCAUUAUCAUUCCAACCCUCAACGCCAUUUUACCCCCUCCCCCUCUGAGUUAUUUUUAAAUAAAUUUAGUUUUUUACCACAAAUUUUUUUUCUUCAACUGGAAAUUUAUUUUUACAAUUUUUUUUUUUUUUUUUUUUAAAUUAUAUAUUAGUAUAAAAAUGUAUGUAAAGUGGAAAGUGUGAAAGUGAUUACGUGUUAUAGUGGUUUAUUUAUUUUUUUUUUUUAAAUCAAAAUUUUAAUUUUUUGGAAGCAAAAGUGGAAAAAAAUUCAAGUGACAAAUAAAUGAAAAUAAAAAUUAAAAAAAAAAUAAGUGAAGAAAAUUUAACACGAUAAUUUAAAAAAAAAAAUCUUAGCCGGAGGGUUAUAAUAGUAUAAGAAAAACUUGUAUAUAUUUGCACGUAUAAGGGCGAGAAGAUAUAAGAAAGUGUAAGGAAAGGAAUAAAAAAAAAUGUAAAAUAAAAUAUAGAGAAGAUAUGAGAACUGGCAGUAGUUAUGCGCUCAAAUUAUGCGUCUUGGUUGUUGUUAAGGAUGCACGAUUAUCAUACAACAACAAGAUCAUCGAAGAAUCAGAAGCACAAAUAUCUGUAUCAAGAUGGCCAUAAGAAUUCAGAUAAUUAUAUCAAGAUUACGGGAAAUACCGUCGAAUUUACAUGAUUGAUAGACCAGUCGGCGAAUUAAAUUGAAAUUUAAAAAAAACGUGAGAACCAUGGACAAAAUAUAUAAAUUUAAAUUAGACGAAGCCUGUCACAGAUGGAAAAUUUUAAAUCCCAAGAAGUGGACGUGGAGUCAAUUAAAUUGUCCCUAAGUAAAUUAAUAAUUAAUAAUAAUAGUAAUAAUAUUAAUAAUAAUGAUAAUAAUAAAAAGUGGUUAAUUGUAAUAAUUGUAAUUUAUAUUUUUUUAAUUUAUUGUCAUUGUGUAAUUGACAAUAAUUGUGAUACUUACAAUUACAUUUAUAACAAUUUAAUAGUGACAUUACGGUUUCAUUGAGUGUAAUGACAUUAAGUCAUUUAUGUAUUUAGGAAGUGAUGAGUGACGCAAAUAACUCUGCAAUUUUUUUUUUAUUUCUGAUUUAAAAUUUAUUUUUUUUUUAUUUCUCUUUUUUUUUUUGUUGGUUUAAAUAAACGGCGCGAGUAAAAAUUAAACGACAAGGAGAAGUUGUACAACGGCCUUAUUGCUGGCCUGGCCAGCUACUAUGCGAAUUGCAGAUCUUCGAAUUCUCAUUGCGGUGGUUUGGCUGACCGCACUCCUGUCACAGCGGUUUGUUGACGCCAGCAACGAAACACGUGAUAAUUUAACGCGCAGUAUUCGCGAUACAUCUUUCCACGGAGCUUCUUUAUGGUCACAAGAAGAUCAAAUGAAUAAACGUCCAUUAGGAUUAACAUACCGCGAAAUGCAAAACGUAUUGCGACACGAAGGCGGCGAAGAAGGUUUGCCCGUCGACUGUUGUCCGACAGUUAAAGAAAUAAUUGAACCUAUUGGAGGAAGAAAUCGGGAUGAAAUGUACGUCGAGUUGUACAGAAAUGAUGAUCAAGUCCAGAGGUUUUACGAGUACUCGUGCCGACAGGACGUCCUGGACAAACCCUGUCGAUUUAUCGACCGUAAGUUGAUGAAUCAGUCAAGAUGUGUACAAAAAUAUUCAUACUCUUAUGCUAUGGUUAGAGAUCCGUCUGCCGAAAUUACAACUAUGGAAAGUGGGAAUACGGAACAUCAUCACAGGCAUCGGCACAAAGAUCAUCAUUUUCCAACAUUCGGUUACGGCUCACCCUGGACACUAGAUCACAUUCGCGUGAGAAGCGGAUGCAGCUGUGAAAUUUCACCUAAGCCCAAAAAAAAACGACCCUCAAGUAUAAAAACUAAAAAAAUAAAACAUAGGCCGUCUAAAAAAAAAGAUGAUUUUACAAUAAAUUCAGAUACGUAAUUAAUUAAUUAAUCAACCAAACGCCUUAGAUUAUUUAUUAAUUUUUGUUACCAAUUAUUUAAUCACUUUUAAUUAAUUAAUUAUAAAAAUAAUAUUAAUAAUUAAUUUUAAAUUGCAAGUCGAAAUCAUGCUAAUCAUUAAUUUUUUUUUUUUAUUAAAAAUAAAUUUAUUUAUUAAUUUUUAAUGUUACCUAUAAUUAUUUUUUUAACGCGGCCAGUUCUUAACAAUUUACAAUUAAAAUAGUAAUGGCUAACUAAUUAUUUUAUUUUAUUUAAUUAAUUAUAGAGAAAUUGAAAGUAAGAAAAUUUUUUAUUUUGACUGAUUAGAGAUUUUUAUUUAUUAAUAAAAAUAAAAAUAAUCAAAAACCUGAAUAUAAUCAUGACAAUGAAUAGAAUUAGUGAUUAAAAAAAAAUUCGGUGAUAAGAGCGUGUUUGGUUCCGUGAGCCGAAGGCUAGUGGAGCAAACGCCGACUCAUACUCCGUUUUUGAGGUUAACUCCGAUAGUUAUCGAAAAAUUUAAUACGUAAAUUAUGUUUUUUUAGUAUUCUAUUAUUAAAUAGAGUGAAUUGAGUCGACUAGAGUAAAAUGGAAUAAAAAAUUGAGGGAAUAAUUUUUUUGAUGAAUUACAGUAGGAAAAAAAAAAUUUUAGCUUGUCCAUUUUACCCCAGCAUACUCAAUUUUUAAUACCGUCCUGCUUGAAAAAAAAACUUAUACACGCACUAAUUAUUAUUAAUAUCUUUUUAUAUAUUUUUAAUUUUUUUAUUUACUGCCAUGUAAAAAACAUUGUAAAUAAUUAAUUUAAUUAUGAAAAUAAAUAUAUAGAAUAAAUAUAGAAAAUUUUUUUG
Messenger RNA from Microplitis mediator, 3449 nucleotides. RefSeq lists its product as uncharacterized. NCBI's taxonomy places the organism in Eukaryota, Metazoa, Arthropoda, Insecta, Hymenoptera, Braconidae. The coding region runs from base 1880 to 2605 and encodes 241 amino acids. The record is from RefSeq and is a predicted model, not a curated record. Gene Ontology annotation, cellular component: extracellular region. The transcript is spliced from 6 exons. Gene Ontology annotation, molecular function: growth factor activity; Toll binding. Gene Ontology annotation, biological process: innate immune response; regulation of Toll signaling pathway; central nervous system formation.